This is a messenger RNA of Effrenium voratum, 3591 nucleotides long. NCBI's taxonomy places the organism in Eukaryota, Dinophyceae, Suessiales, Symbiodiniaceae. The record is from the annotation of a GenBank genome assembly.
AUGGCGGGUCCUACGUCGCGCUUUACUCGCACAUGGCAGGAGGCCUGUGCCUUCUACGACUGCGUUCGAAAAGAUGCGCGGAAGGUGCAGCCGGAGCUGGUGAUCGAUGUGUGCGGCGGCCAUGGCGCGCUGGGCAUGCUCUUCUUGGCGCAUGGCUUGGCGAAGGAGGCGCUGGUGAUUGACCGUUCCGAGCCUGCCAGCCACAAGCAGUUGCGACAGGCUUGGGAUGAGUUCCUGCCGAAGUCAAUUGCCUACGACCAGCGACCACUGCAGGAGGCGCUGCCGUGCGCAGUGCAGGAGAAGAAGCGACUGCUCGUGGUGGCGUGCCACGCCUGCCAGCACCUGGCACGCCAGAUCAUCGACUGCUGCCUGGGCGCGCAGGUGGCUUUUGCCGUGUGCCCUUGCUGCCCCAAGGACCAUGGAGGAAGCAUCCAGGCUGCAGCCAAAGCUCUGAACGUCGACUUCCCCACCGCAAUGGUCCUUGCAGAGCUGGGCCGACUCUCGGGUUUGGGCUGCGCGGUGCACCUCCGCACCUUCGAUGCAGAGAUCUCUCCGCAGAAUCGGGUGCUGCUGGGGCGGCCGGGUUUGGCCCUGGAGCGCGAGGGCGAACGAUCCGCGGAAGAGCGGCUGCGGCGCGCUUAUGAUCGGGCUCACCACCCCAGCUCCAGCGAGGGACGUGCUGCAGGUCUUUGGUCCAACCAGGAGGUGGUGGAAGGCGAGCAGGAGCUAGCGAAGAAGAUUGCAGCAGUGCAGGCUCUCUUGACGCCUGUCACGGGAGCAGCCUGGGAGCAGCUGGAGAUUCGAGAAUCACCGCGGGUUCACUACCGCGCAAGGACAGUUGUGGCUGUUGGUGCGCACACGCCCACCGAUGGUGAGAGCGGCGGCCUAUUCAGGCUGGUGCCAAAGGAGAAGGGCUUCCAGAUCCAAUCCACCAUCUCCACGGAGACCCUGCUGCCAGAAGUCGCAGCUGCGUUACCCGUUCUGGCGGACAUAUUGCCGCAGUAUGAGGGCCUGCGCUGCGUGAAGCUGCACGGCACAGUCAGUGCCCAGCUACUGGUGUGCCUUGUCUUCGGCCCCGGGGCGGAGCUUCCGAGUGAUGCUGCCCUGGAGGACUUGCGCGCAGGCCUCCUGGGUGGUUUGGUCGCUGUGCGGGAGCUGGUCGUGCUGGCCUCCGCCAAGGGCCUGCAGCGAGGUGUGCCGCCAGGCCGUGACUUUGUAGACGAGGUGUUGGAUAUCCCCGGCCGCGGCAGCGUUCGCUACCGCCAGCCCUUUGGCCAGUUCUCCAACCCGAAUCCGCACAUCGCCAUCGCCACUGCGGAGUGGCUGGGCGACGUGGUGCAGUCCAUCACGGGCGACACCCCCAUGGACCUGCUGGAGCUGUACUGCGGCUGCGGAAGUCACACCCUGUGCCUGGCCCGCUGCUUCCGCCACGUCCUCGCCGUGGAGAUCUCGCGCCGCCUCGUGGAGGCGGCCCAGUAUAACGUGACACAGAACGGCCUUGACAACGUUACCGUGCUGCGCGCGCCCUCUGAGGACUUUUGUCGCCGCGUGCUGCGGAAGAAGAGCUACGAGCUGCGUGAGGGCGAAGUGAAGGUGCAGCUGAACUUCGGGUGCACUGUGGUGGACCCGCCACGGGCCGGGCUGGACUCGGUGACUUUGGAGGCCGUGGCAGGCUACGACCACAUUCUGUACGUGUCCUGCAACCCCAAGGCGCUGUCCUCGAACUUGGAGGUCCUCCUGAAGACGCAUGAGCUGUGCCGCAUGGUGUUGCUGGACCACUUCCCAUGCUCAGCCCACGUGGAGAUGGCCGCGGUCACCACUUCGACCUUCGAGAAGGAGUCGAGUCGAAUCGCAGGGUGCGGUGCGGCGGCGCGGAUCGAGGCUGCCAGGGAAAAGCGGCCAGAGGAUUAUGGCGUAGAUACGCUCAAGAUCACAGAUGAUGAUGCCGCCUUCAUCCUGGGAAAGGGAGGCAAAACAAAAGAGAAGAUCGCGAGAGUCUCCCAAGCCGAGAUCGAGCUCUUUGAGCGCGACCUGAUUUUGGAGAUCCGCGGGUCAAAGGUUCAGCGACGAAGAGCCAAAAAGUACUGUGAGGGCGUCAUGGCGCAACGCACGGGGCCGGUGAACAUCACCGAGGAGUAUAACGACGACGACCUGACCAUGCUCAUGGUCCCGCAGGAGACUGUGGGCUUUGUGACUGGCCGGGCCGGCAACUUCCUCCGCACCAUCGAAGAAGAGUGGGGAACACUCAUGUUCUUCUGCGAGGUAGGCUCCGGACGUCGUGACAAGGACUACGAGAAGCUGGCGAUCUUUGGGGACAUCCGGGGGCGGAGGGGCGCCGAGCUCAAGGUCCUCAGCGCCAUCGAGACCAAGACUCCAGGCUACCUGUCCAAGAUCAAGAACGAGGUGAUCGAUCGCGACAAGGGCAAAGAUCCCGAAGGUACCUGGUCCACUGACACGAUGACGUUCCAGGACGACGAGCUGUCCUAUGCCUUGGGCAAGCAGGGCGGCACCAGGAAGAAGCUGGAGCGUGCCUCAGGCUGCAUCGUUCAGUACGUGGGGCACACCGCCCUCUUCUCUGGAACCCGCACCGAGCGGCGCCGAGCGAAGGACUACAUGAAGUGGCUUUUCGCUCAGCUGGAGGGCCCGGUGUACGUGGACGGCUGGGAGGAUCGCGAUGACUGCUGCGUUGUGCAUGUGCCCAGCGACUGCAUCGGCUACAUCACGGGAAGCCGGCGUGCCACCUUGGGGCGAAUGGAGGAAGAGUGGGGAACUCUCAUGUUCUUCAUGACCAAGGACGGCGAGAAAGGCGGCCGCUCUGGGCAGGCGGAGAAGCUCAUCAUCUGCGGCCACGAGCGAGGUCGCCGAGGCGCCGAGCUGAAGUGCAUGAACGAGAUCGAGAAGAAGGCUCCGGGCCACUUCUCCAGGGGCCUCAGGGAGAAGUUCUCGGACUCGCGCAACUUCGACACGGAUCGCAUGGCCAUCAAGGAGGAUGAGCUGAGCUACGUCAUCGGAAAAGAAGCGGCCACGCAGAAGAAGAUUGAGAAGGCUGCCGGGUGCAUCUUGCAGUUUGUGGGGCGCUACGCCUUCAUGGCGGGCAUCCUCAAGGAGCGCAGGCGCUGCAAGGAGUAUAUCGGCUGGCUGCUGCAGCAGCUCAAAGGUGCGGUUACCAUUCCGGAUGUGUCCGAUCGGGAUGACUGCACAGAGAUGCACAUCCCUGCGAACUGUAAGGGCUGGGUCACGGGCAACCGCGGCAGCGAGCUGCGACGCAUGGAGCACGAGACGGCCACCUACAUGUUCAUGGCCCUGGACGGGCGCGGGGACGAGCGGCUCUGCAUCUUCUGCCACGAGCAGGGCUCCAAGGUGAGCACCACUGGGCGCAUGGCUGCAGAGCGCCUGGUCAACGAGUUGGUGCAGGAGAAGCUGAGGGGCGACGAGGAUGACCGGGGCCGUGGGCGCUCCGACUCUCGAAAGCGCAGCCCCCCCCGCCGCGACUCGCGCCGGCGCUCGCCGGCGCGACGGUCACCGUCCUACAGGGGCGGCGGCGGGGGACGUCGAGACUCAAGAGCCCGCAACGACUCGCGGCGCCGCUGA